Molecule: messenger RNA, 2807 nt
Organism: Clarias gariepinus (North African catfish)
Lineage: Eukaryota; Metazoa; Chordata; Actinopteri; Siluriformes; Clariidae
Gene: fgf13a
Product: fibroblast growth factor 13a
Exons: 5
Coding region: 450-1190 (246 amino acids)
Biological process (GO): positive regulation of cell population proliferation; positive regulation of protein phosphorylation; regulation of cell migration
Cellular component (GO): cytoplasm
Molecular function (GO): fibroblast growth factor receptor binding; growth factor activity
Source: RefSeq, a predicted model, not a curated record
AAUGUUUUGGUGGCAUCAUGUGAAACGCGUGUUGGGGAUCUGGACAGAAGGAAAAGCACGGUUGGUGCACGGAGGUGCCGUGUUCAGCAUUGUGGAGUGGAACGCUGUGGGGUGUCACGUGUGGACGCCGUGUUGAUCCUUUGCAGAAGAUGAGUCUAUAAAAUGCAUCAUCCGGGAGGCGCGCGCGCGAAUCCGAGCGCAGUUUCUACUGGGGAGUGUGAACUCUGGUUAGACUUUACAGUUCUGGUGCAACUUUGAGUUCAUUCUCUGAUUGUUUUAUUUGAUUUUUUUUGCUCUCAUUCGAAACAAACGAUGACGGCCGCUCUGAUUUUCGAAGUCGGAUGUGAGCGGGUUAACAGAUCGGUGUAGAAAUCCGGUUGAGGAAGAGCGGAGGGAGACACCAGCCUCUCUCAGCGCGCGCUUCUGGGCGGCUCGGCGCCACACUGGCUAUGGCGGCGGCGAUCGCGAGCUCCCUCAUUCGUCAGAAAAGGCAGGCGAGGGAGCGCGAGAAGUCCAACGCCUGCCGCUGCACCAGCAGCCCGAACAAAGCCAAAAGUGCAUGCGAGAAACCGAGCCGCCUCAGCGUCUUCUCCCGGGUCAAGCUCUUCGGGUCUAAGAAGCGCCGGAGGAGACGUCCAGAGCCCCAGCUGAAGGGGAUUGUGACGAAGCUGUACAGUCGCCAGGGCUUCCAUUUGCAACUUCAAGCAGAUGGAACCAUUGACGGAACUAAAGAGGAGGACAGCAGUUUCACUAUGUUCAACCUCAUUCCAGUGGGUUUGCGAGUGGUAGCCAUCCAGGGCGUCCAGACCAAACUGUACCUGGCCAUGAACAGUGAAGGCUACCUAUACACAUCAGAACAUUUCACACCUGAGUGCAAAUUUAAAGAAUCUGUGUUCGAGAACUACUACGUGACGUAUUCCUCCAUGAUAUACAGACAGCAGCAGUCAGGCAGAGGCUGGUACCUGGGCCUGAACAAAGAGGGCGAAAUCAUGAAGGGCAACCAUGUAAAGAAGAACAAGCCUGCUGCACAUUUCCUGCCCAAACCACUGAAAGUGACCAUGUAUCGGGAGCCCUCUCUGCAUGACCUGACUGAGUUCUCGCGCUCUGGCAGCGGAACGCCCACUAAAAGCCGAAGUGCAUCAGCUGUCCUUAACGGAGGCAAGGCUGUGAGUCAGAACGAGUCCACGUAGCCCUGCUGCUCUGGCCCGCUUACCCUAAGCCUUCACCAAAACCUCCGGAUGCUCGUGACUUCACGCAGACUUCUCUCCAAAAGAAAAAUAGAUGUAACAAAAAAAGAUACAAACUUUUGGUGGUUCCGAACAAAGACAGUUGACAUAGCAACACCACACCUUCUCUCAGCCUAGGGUGACAUUCGAUUGGUUUGUUUUUAAAAUUAGACUGCUGUAGUUUUUAGACUUUUACUUUUCCACCACAGUAACAGACCUGCACCAAACUGAUUCAGGUUUUGUUUUGGUUUUGUCUAUAAGAGUUAUGACAUAUCUAGGGCCUGAUCAAUCAAGUGAUGUCGUUGUAAAAAAAAAAAAAAAAAGUUCCAGGCAGGGAGUGAGGGCUGUGACUAUGUUCAGUGCAGCAAUGGAGUGGAGAAAACUCCACUGCCCUUCGUGUUUCCCGUGUGUGAAGUGUUCAUGCAGAACGACAGGCACUAGCUGGGCUGCAUAUGAGUGCACUGGAUCAGAAGACUGGCCCUCUCAACUACGGAAUUUUUAAAGCCCAUAUUCUGCUUGCAUCACAAAAAAAAAAAAAAAAACGGUAGAGUGCAGCCUGUCACAUUUAGCAAAUGCGACUAAAUGCUGUUUACUAAUAGUUUGAAGUAGCUGUUAGCAUUUAUUCUUUUUCCGUCCUUUGUGUUGCUCACCCCUUUCAAAAAUCAAUGUUCUUCAUGUCUCUGUAAGUAAAUGGAGAUUCCAGCACACCAAAGACAGAAGUGUAAGAAAGUCCCUUUAAAAAGUCUAACCAUGACAGGGAAAGUUUGACAUUAAUGCUGAGUAUUUACCUGUUCUCCGAUAAACGUCUUUAAGGUGGCCUGCUUUCAUUGUAAAGGUGAGGACGCGGUAUUCUGGAAAAGAGCUUUUGUUCACAUGCAUUUGCAUUCAUGUCUGUUUGGGUUCUAUCGUCUUCGUCUACGGCCCCGUUAUAGUGUCUGCCUUGCCUGCUCAUAUCUAUCCACUUUUUUGUCUGAACCUGGUCAUCAGUACUUAAGGCUGCCAGGACAUGUUACCCCAUCUCAAACCCCAAACUCCAUUUCGUGUAUGAGUAACUUAUUGUGGUGAUGGUUUUCUAUAUAAAGAAAAGAAAUUCUGUGGAAUUUUAGGUGGCUUUACAUUUUAUAUGUCUUAUUUGUAAAAAUGAAAAAAAAAAAUCUUGAAAAACAACAAAUGUUGAAAAAAAGAAACUCUCUUGUACAGGGCAUGUACAAACCCAAGUUGUGUACAAAUGAAGACCCUUUUUGUGGGCUACUGUAUGUACUCUUCCCUCUGAAAACAUAAUUUAAUCAAGAUCGCUUAGGGGGACUACCUUGGCUGUUUGUUUUCCUAGGCUUUUCUGUAUUUUUUUUAGGUGAACAUAUCUGUUGCAUGGGACACAUUGGGAAUUGGAGAACUAGAGCUGCAUGAUGUAGGCUAUGUGUAUUAAACCCACAUUGGAUUACAUGUUCUAAAUUACCAGGGAUAAACCAGAAAUUAUAUGUCCCUAUGGGUUCUAUGCCCAUUACCUUCCAGUUGUUUCUUAUUUGUUGUAUACGCAAAAUGCACUGAAUAAAAUGUUUAUAUUAAGCUAUACUUUUAAAA